GGGUUGUGGAAAGGCAAAGGGUAUACCCCGACAACGAAGUCUAAAGCCUCUACGUCCGAAGGUUGACUCCUUCCUCGAAAGCUCGGACGCGGUGACAUAGAAGACUCAGUGAAUUCUUGAAUCAAAAGCAGAGACUCGCCAUUACUGCUACCACUUAUCAAAGCUGUCUGGCUGAGCGUUGCAGGUCAAAACCCGCUCUCCGGAUCCUCGAUUGCCGACAAUAAGUAGUCUCUCACCUGACCCACGUCCCCUGGAGUCUGACCCAUAUGCCUAUCUUCCGUUGCCGUCGACUACCUUGAAAUGACUUUGAACGCCGGUUUCCCGGCACCGGCGUUAGAAUCCAUCCGCCACUCUUUAUCGGAAAUAUGUGUCCCCGACCAGAGCUACUCCUGGGAAAACCCUAGGCGGUUUUCCGGUUAUGCAAAUCGGCUUCAGCUUCUUUUAAAUCAGUUCACCAGGUCCUCGCCGGAAAACUGCUCGGCGUCCGUGCAAACCGCACUGAAAGGGAUCUCAGGAGACCUGAAGAAAGCAGCUGAGACAUUAUCAGUUUACAGAAACAAAAGCAAAAUAUUCGUUCUCAUCAAUUGUCACACCCUGUGCACAUCUCUCGAGGAGUGUACAAUAGCAAUUGGAGGAUGGCUUGCCUUGCUCGAUUCUGUUCUUCUGGACAACCCAGACCUCCGCAAGAAGGUGGCCGAUCUCUCCUCAGAAAUGAGGCAACCUCAGUUCAGAGUAACGGAGAACGAAGAGAGGGUUUACUUGACCCUAGAGAAAGAAGGGCAAGGUAGACAAACAAGCAAAGCAGUCCAGAGCGCUAUAAUCAUGGAUUUAGCUCGUGCUCUCGGAACUGACCCUGGAAACCACGCUGAACUAGCAGAGCAGAUCAAGCUCUUGAAGAACGAUCUGGUCCGGUCGAAUUCUGUUUCAGAGAGACGGAUUCUGAUGUCGCUGGAGAGAAUAUUUGAUAGUUGGUCCGUGGAACCAAAGAUUGUUGCCACAAAUUUGGAUUUUGAUACCGAAGAGGAUGCACACAUUCCACCCUUCAAGAACUUCAUCUGCCCAUUAACAAAGGAAGCCAUGAAGGAUCCUGUCGUCCUGGAAUCUUUGCAGACUUACGAACGGACGGCAAUUGAGUACUGGUUUCAGCGGUGUAUAGAGGAUGGCCGUGAUCCAACGUGUCCUGUUACUGGACAGGUCCUUAAGUCCUUGGAGCAGAAGCCAAAUAUUGGUCUUGCCGGUGCAAUUGAGGAGUGGGUUACUAGGAACAUUGAUAUUCAUAUUAAAUCAACGGUGCAGCACUUAAGUGAGGAUUCUCUUCCUUCACCAGAAUGCAUCCAUCAGAUUUUAGAUAAUAUAUAUAAGAUAUCUGAAGAGCACCCAUCGAGUAGAUAUAGAAUAAGGGAUGCUGGCGUUGUUGUUCUCAUCAUCAAUAUGCUGAAAAACAGUUCAAAAAAUAUUGGAUCGCAAUUGAGAACAAAAGCUCUUAUGACUUUGCUUAGCAUGGCCAAAGAUGAAGACAGCAAGCUAAAAAUGCUAGAAGAAGGUGUGACUAGAUUGGCUAUUCACGGUCUUAUUGGGAGCUCAGAUAAAGAGAGAGAGUAUGCAGUAAAGUUAUUACUUGACUUUUCAAGCGAUGAAGAUUAUUGUGCAAAAAUUGCAUCAGAGAAAGGAGCCUUAGUUCUCCUCUCAAGCAUGGCUGGGAAUCUGGAGCAUCCUUCUUUAUCCAACCUAGCUGAGGAAAUCUUGAAGAGGAUGGAAAAGAUUGAGGAUAAUGUUCAUCAAUUAGCAGCAGCAGGGAGAUUUCAACCUUUACUUACCCGGCUAUGUGAAGGUACUGAUGAAGUUAGAAUAGAUAUGGCAUCAAUUCUUGGGAGGAUGACUUUGACAAAUAGCGGUAAAGAGCUCAUUGCUAGGCAAGGUGCCAAAAUACUUGUUGACAUGUUGUCCAAGCCAGAGGCAAGGAAACCAAGCUUGCAAGCAUUGUAUAAUCUGUCCACCCUGGAUGAUAAUGCUACUAUCCUUGUUGAUUCAGCUGUGCUCCCCGCCCUUACAGAUAUCCUUCUUAAGAAUCUGGAUGCUCCAUCUGAUGUGAAGGAAUUGUCAGCAUCAAUAAUUUCAAACAUAGUUUCGAAUCCAGGUCAUUGGGAAUUAGCUUCUGCUGACAGAGAAGGAAAUUUGAUGCAAUCAGAAGUCAUUAUUCAUAAUCUUUUGGGGCUUCUGUCUGAUGCCUCCCCUAAAUGUCAGAUUGCAGUGCUUCAGAUCCUCUAUGGAAUUGCCACUUCUCCUCAGGCUUCAGAAUCAGUGGCCAGAUGUAUAGAAUCCAUUGAUGGCAUUAGGACAAUUAUACAACAUCUUGAACACCAAGAAACUGAUCAUAGGAUUUCUUCUUUUAGGCUUACAAGAAUCCUCUCAGAAAGGUUGGACCAAGUUCUGGUUACCGUGCUGAGAGAAUCCAACAAGCUUCCAUUAUUCAAAAACAAGCUAUUGGACAACCAAUGUUCAGAUGGUGAGAGAUCUGAGGCUGCAUGCAUACUUGCCAACAUACCAUUAUCAGAUGAUGAGGUGAAAACAAUCCUAGAAAUCAGUCUUGUUGGAUGGAUAGUCACUGCUCUCAGAGAGCAUCGCCAUAGCUCUUUUCGGAGGACAUCCAGGCCAACAUCAAGCAUGGUGGAAGGGCUUGUUGGGCUCUUACUUCAUUUCUCAAAGAGCCCUGAUCCAACAAUCAUGAGCAUGGUUCAAGAGCAUAGGCUAAUGACAAUAUUCUGUGAACAGCUUAGUUUCCCCUCAAAUUCAAGAGUGAAGCAGCGAGCUGCUUGUGGUUUGAAGUACUUGUCUGAGUAUGGGAGGGUACAAGCCGCAUCCAGGGACUCAGAACCACAGCCUCCAAAUGGGUUCUGCUCCUUCUUGACGUUCAUGUGUGGAAGGGCAACUAUGGUCCCAACAACUUGUCCCAUACACAAUGUGCCAUGUGAAGAUGACAGCCAGUUUUGCUUGCUGAAGGGUAAUUGCAUUAAGCUUCUUGUUGAUCUUCUGACAGAUCAAGACACCAGUGUUCAAAUUGCUGCAGUAGAGGCGCUUUCCACUCUUGUUUUUUGUGAUACUUCUCAUGGUCUCAAGCGGGCUAUUGAUGAACUUGAAGAACUAGGCGUGAUUGAUGCUGUGAUCGAUCUGUUCACAGAAGUCCGUCCAGGGGAACUUCAAGAGAAAGCAAUUUUGAUUGUAGACAGGGUCUUGAGAGUAGACAGCCAUGCCCAGCGGCACUCCUGCAAUCAGACUCUUGUCAGGGCAUUGGUAGAAGCUUUUAAACAUGGAAAUGCCAACACAAAGAGGUACGCUCAGGAUGCUYUGACCAAUCUAAAGCAGUUGUCAGGGAUCAGUGGAAAGAACUCAAAUCAAUCUCGAGGAUGGCGAUUACAUACUGAACCAUGAAAUGAGGGUAGGGUCUUGUUUCAGAUAUCAACUCUGCUCAUGUAUGCUACAGUCAAAUAUCUUUGUAUAAAGUUAUAGUCUCAUUGAUUUUUCAGGUCUUUGUCAAAUAAAUACAAAAUGAUGAUCUCCAUGGUUUUUAAGGGCCUUCUAUGACCCUUAUUUUAUAACAGCAUUAUAAUGAUAUAAGAACGGUUAUUUCUGUUA
Messenger RNA from Nelumbo nucifera (sacred lotus), 3633 nucleotides. RefSeq names its product U-box domain-containing protein 44-like. The record is from RefSeq and is a predicted model, not a curated record. Gene Ontology annotation, biological process: protein ubiquitination. Lineage: Eukaryota; Viridiplantae; Streptophyta; Magnoliopsida; Proteales; Nelumbonaceae. Gene Ontology annotation, molecular function: protein binding; ubiquitin-protein transferase activity.